CCAUCUUGAUCAUAGAAGGGCUCCGGGCUCUAUAUUUAUAUAUAUAUAUAUAUAUAAAGGAAAAUUUUAGCAGAUGAUUCGCAUCACAUCUAAACCUACAGUUUUUUUUCAAAAAAAAGCGUCAAACAUCUAUAUUUUUAGCUUCAAUCAAAUACAGAAUUUAAAUUUGAAAGAUCAUAUAAGAAAAAUAAAAGGUUUUAUUUUUUAUUUAUUUUUGGUUAAAUUAUGAUUAUUAUUAUUAUUUUAUGGUAGUAAGAAAAAUAAAAAGGUUGGGUUCUUCCGUAGACUAAUUUCUCGUACUCUUAUAUUAUAUCGGAGGCUAGCUCAGCUUGGUUAUUUGUGGAACGGAGGACGCAGAAGUCUAAUGGCCUCUGGCAAAGAAAGUGAUGAAGCAGCUGAUACUCCAGACUCGCCAAAGAACGUUUACAAGGAUCCAGACGAUGGGCGUCAACGGUUCUUGCUUGAAUUGGAAUUCGUUCAGUGUCUCGCUAAUCCGACAUACAUCCACUAUUUGGCUCAAAAUCGCUAUUUUGAAGAUGAAGCUUUUAUUGGCUACUUGAAGUACCUUCAAUAUUGGCAACGGCCAGAGUACAUAAAAUUUAUUAUCUUUCAUUCUUUUGUUUUGUUCGCCUAUCCACGUAUAAGUAUUUUCUACAAUAAUAUCAGGUAUCCCCAUUGCCUUUUUUUUCUUGAGCUUCUCCAAAAUGCAAACUUCCGCAAUGCAAUGGCUCAUCCAGGCAACAAGGAAUUGGCACAUAGGCAGCAAUUCUACUUCUGGAAAAACUAUAGGAACAAUCGAUUGAAACACAUAUUACCAAGACCCCUUCCUGAACCUGUAGCUACACCUGCCACUUCUGCCCCACCUCAGCAACAACCCAUGCCACCAGUUACUCCAAGUAUUCCAGGGACAGCAGCUCCUGCUUCGGCUCUUUCUCCUAUGCAGUAUGCCAACAACCCUGGAUCUACUCUUGCAAAAGUUGAUAUGAGAAAUAGUGGGGUUGAUCGAAGAAAGAGAAAGAAAGAAGGUUAACUUGCAUGCAAUAGAAGAAGCUAUUAUAGAUAAAGGUUUUGCAGUUUGUUGGAAACUUUUUUAUUUUUUGAUUGUAGUGAAACUACAAAUCAAAUGGAGCUUCUGUUGAAAGCGAAUCUUUGGUUCACAACUAAAGACACUUGGAGAGGACAAGUGGGAGGUCAGUGACAAUGUCAUAGAACUUCGGAAAUGAUUUUAUGAUAUGUCUUUUUGUAUUUGCCUACUUAUGCUAUGAAGAGAAUGUUGAAAUACAGUUAUAUAUGGCAGUACUCUACCUCUAGUUUCCUCUGGUCUGUUCUUACUAGAUAUCGUGGAGUUUAUUGAGAAAGGAAAAUGCAUGUCACUGUUUCAAUGUUGUAUCUCA
Messenger RNA from Ziziphus jujuba (common jujube), 1394 nucleotides. RefSeq names its product mediator of RNA polymerase II transcription subunit 31. Gene Ontology annotation, cellular component: mediator complex; core mediator complex. The transcript has 7 exons. Gene Ontology annotation, biological process: regulation of transcription by RNA polymerase II. Gene Ontology annotation, molecular function: transcription coregulator activity. NCBI's taxonomy places the organism in Eukaryota, Viridiplantae, Streptophyta, Magnoliopsida, Rosales, Rhamnaceae. Bases 365 to 1030 code for a protein of 221 amino acids. The record is from RefSeq and is a predicted model, not a curated record.